This is a messenger RNA of Galleria mellonella (greater wax moth), 3010 nucleotides long. It is a transcript of the gene Rfk, whose product is annotated as putative riboflavin kinase. The record is from RefSeq and is a predicted model, not a curated record. Gene Ontology annotation, biological process: riboflavin biosynthetic process; FMN biosynthetic process. Gene Ontology annotation, molecular function: riboflavin kinase activity. Gene Ontology annotation, cellular component: mitochondrion. Bases 360 to 827 code for a protein of 155 amino acids. The transcript is spliced from 3 exons. Lineage: Eukaryota; Metazoa; Arthropoda; Insecta; Lepidoptera; Pyralidae.
AAAAAGAAAUAUUCAUGCUUUCAAUUAAUGUUUUGUCUGCUUCAUAUUAUUUGUCUGUGGUAUUAUACAACCCAAAUAACGAAUAUUAAAGAUGGGCUAAAGCCCUAAAACUAUCUUAAAAAAAUUACAAAAUAUAAUAUAAUUAUUGUCAAAUUUUUUGACGUCAAUAGUUUCUAACAGACUUAGUCUCUUUAAUCUGUACUUCGAGUAUCUGUUAAACUUGAUUUUUUAGUUGCUUUUCUGCUCUCACUCUUUUUGUACUAUUUUUUAUUAACUAUGCGACGAUUAAUUGAUUUUUAAAAGAUAAUUUAAUAGUACAUAUUCAGAAUAUACUUUGAAAUAGCUAAGCCUCGAAAAGAAUGGAGUCAUCAACAUUCACAUACUUACCACUAUUUCUAGAAGGAGAUGUAAUUAAAGGAUUUGGAAGAGGAUCGAAAGAUUUGGGAUGUCCUACAGCUAACUAUCCAUUGGAUGUGGUACAAAAACUACCUUCGGAAUUCAAGCCUGGUGUAUACUAUGGAUGGGCGCAAUUAGACUGUGGACCUGUGUAUAAAAUGGUUGCAAAUAUUGGCUUUUGCCCAUACUAUCAAAAUAAGGAAAUGUCCGUGGAAACUCACAUAAUUCACAAAUUUGAAAAGGAUUUCUAUGGAUCAUUUCUCAGAAUAGCCAUUGUCGGUUAUUUAAGAAGUGAGAUGAACUUCAAUUCACUGGAUGAUUUAAUAGAAACCAUUAAACAAGAUAUUGCAAACGCAAGCAAAAACUUAGAAAACAUUGAGUCACAGAAACUAAAGAAUCAUAGCUUUUUUGUAAAGCAAAACAUUGAGUAGUAUUGAGUAUUUAUUAUGUUGUUAAUUAUUGACAUGUUAAUUAUUUUUACAUUAUCAAUUGCGUAUGGUAUGGUUAAUUUUUAAUUAACCAAUGAGAUCGUUUUAUUGUAGUUAAGUAGUUACUGAUUAUUGUUAAUUUCAGUCACACAUAUUACAAUCACAAAUAUUAUCAGGUAAAGAUUUGUGAUUUUGUUUAGCUAUAAGUACUAUCAGAUUAAUUUGAAUUUAAAAUUAUACACAUGCAAUAUUGCGCCAUGGUGCAGUAAUACCACUUUUAAGAGCGACAAGGAUUAUUAUUUAUCGGUAGAUAACCUUUAUUUGGAGUACAUUACAACCAAAUUGUCUAUUAAUCUACAUGAAUGGGCUUAACUGUCCCAAAUAAAAAUUAUCACCAUAUCAUAUAAGAAUGUACUAUUGUUUACAUAAAUUAUAAUCAGACUUAUCUAUCCGACAUAUGUAACUGUUGUUUACUUUGACGAUAUACAUACUUAACUAUUUUAUAAUUUUUAAAACAUUUGUAACAAGCAUAUACUUAGUAUAACGUAACGUACUUACAUAUUAAGUCUGAUAUCUUUGAUUUUCGUAAUUGAUUAAGGUGCUUUUUUUUUUCAAAUAUUCAAACUUCAUGAUUAUGCAAAAAUUGAAAACGACCUAUGUAAUUUAUAAGUAUCCCAUUAUUAUCAUAAUUUUAUAUGGCCAAUUGUAUAUAUUUGUAUUAUCGUAGCAUAAUAAUAGAUUCUAAAAAUGUGAUACCUCCUGAGUUAUUACUUAUUCUAAUUACGGUAGGUAAAUCAAAAGAUAGAAGUUAUAUUUUAUACUGUUAAACCUUGACAUAUAAAUUUUAUGUAGUUAAGUUUUAUCAUUAUUUUAAUAUAUUAGUAAACUUCCUGAUACAGUCGUAGUUUAUUAUUUAUAGGAGCUGCAAUACUGUCCCAAAGCUGUCGCAUCUAUUUACUGUCUAUUAUAGCAUUUAUACACAUUUAAUUAUUAGGUAAUUUUUCUCUGUAGUUCUUAUUUGCAAUAACAUAUAUAAUAUAGUCUGUUGCCAGGUUCUAAAUUAAGUACAUAUAAUUUGAUUAAGUUCAUUCAAUGCAGUGUGUACUGUAUAAACCCAACAUAUUGAAUGUUAAUAAAUGUAGCACUCGUAAUUAAAUACGGAAUAAUAGGUUACACAAACUAGUGAAGAAUAAACACUUCCUAUCCUUAGAACAACAUAUUGCCUAAAUCUCUUUUUGACAAUAUUUAAUUAGGUAUAUAUAUUUUUAAGAAUCCGAUAUAUACUAAUGAAUAUCAAAGUUACCUGAAUGAAGUCCGAGUUGAUAAUAAUAAUACCAGUAUACUUUGUAUGUCCUAAUAAGGAAUUUAGUGAUUAUAAAAUAUUUUCUGUAUAAAAGUUAUGAAUGGUGAAAACGUUAAUAUUUCUAACUUAUUUGAACUGUACAUAAUUUUCACAUAAACAUUUAAAUUUAAAAGUAAGACCGCCAAUGGACAUCAUCAUUUUAAAUGUAGCAUUAUGUAGUUUCAUGUACCGAUUUCUAAGACGGCUCUAUGUUUGAGAUUCUGAUGUAUGGUAUUCAAAUCUCCGUAAUAUACAAUAACAAUGCAUAUGUGAAAGGCUUGCUGUUGUAGUUAAUCAGUUCGCUCUAUUUCUUUCAUUUCUGUAUUGAUUUAUGUAACAAUAAUAAGUAUAUACAGAUGAAAUCAAAGUCGUAACCCUUACGAUCUACUCGUACUGUAAUAUUAGGGCAGAAACAUGAAUAAAAAAUUCAAAAAGAACAAGAAAAAUGAGCCUCCUACAUCCCAGAGAGCCCAAAAAUUUUUGUCAUUUUUCUGUCCAUAAUUAUUUGGUAAAAAAGAUCAGUUGCAUUGUUUCAAUAGAACUUAAUGAAAAUGUAAACAAACAAGUAAUUGACCCGACGAUAAGUCGCAAGUCUGUUUAUGUCCAAUAGCAAUACAAAUAAUAAUUCAUAAAUUGUUUAUUUCGUUUUGUUGCGAAUUUCAUUUAGAGAUGUCUGUAUGUCUGUGAUAAUUUUGAAAACUUGGGUAACAUUUUCAUCAAGUUCUAUUAAAACAUCAGAACACUCCAGUCUGUUUAAUAUAAAAGAAUAUAUGAAGUUUUAUACACUUGUGAUAUUUUUAUACCAAAAAAAAAAAAAUAUGUGAAAUAAAAUAAUUUAAUACCA